Messenger RNA from Camellia sinensis, 1420 nucleotides. Its product is annotated as protein-S-isoprenylcysteine O-methyltransferase A. Gene Ontology annotation, biological process: C-terminal protein methylation. Gene Ontology annotation, molecular function: protein C-terminal S-isoprenylcysteine carboxyl O-methyltransferase activity. The record is from RefSeq and is a predicted model, not a curated record. Lineage: Eukaryota; Viridiplantae; Streptophyta; Magnoliopsida; Ericales; Theaceae. Gene Ontology annotation, cellular component: membrane; endoplasmic reticulum.
UUCACCUUAACGUAAGCCAUAAGAACAGAGGAACUCAAGGUUGGCGGCCACGAGUCCACUUCAAUUACUCAAUCUGACGCCAAUGGCCGCAGCGUUUCUCUCAAACCCUCUUCGUCUCCCUCACUCCUUCUCUAAUAAUAAAUAUUUGAAAAGCUAUGGAUUUGUGUCACUACAUAUAAGGUAAUUCGUAAAGCAUCUUAGAGAUACUGUAGGACCCACCUACUAUUUCGUAUUUCAAUUGUUCAGAUCUCAAUCUUGUUUGACCGACUACAUCAUAGAGAACGAUUGAUUUGCUUUAUUUAUUUGGCAACAAUGACAGAAUUCUUCAACUCCACAAUUUGCAGACAGCUGUUGCAAAUGUUCUUGGCAAUAAUCUUUUUCCACAUUUCUGAGUACAUUCUGGCAAUUGCCAUCCACGGUAGAUCAAACGUAAGUUGUAGGUCUCUUUUGAUUAGCAAAAACUAUCUUCUGGCAAUGAUUUGUUCACUGCUAGAGUACUUUCUUGAAGUUUACUUUUUCUCUGGGUUGAAAGAACAGUACUGGUGGAUUAGCGACUUUGGACUCGUAAUGGUUGUAAUUGGGGAAAUCAUACGGAAGACGGCAAUUUUAACAGCUGGACAGGCCUUCACUCAUCUCAUUAAGAUUUACCACGAUGAGGAGCAUCACAAACUGGUUACUCACGGUGUCUAUAGAUUUGUUCGUCAUCCGGGAUAUUGUGGGUUUUUCAUUUGGUCAAUAGGCACUCAGAUAAUGCUCUGUAACCCAAUAUCAACAAUUGCAUUUGCCAUUAUUGUUUGGAACUUCUUUGCGAAACGGAUACCAUAUGAGGAGUAUUUCUUGAGGCAAUUUUUUGGGUCAGAAUAUGAUGAAUAUGCCUCUCAGGUUCCUUCUGGGAUUCCAUUUGUGGAGUAGUAAGAAUCUAUGAAAUUUUUAGAGUGUGUCAUCAAGAAAGCGCUAAGGCUGUUUAUGCAAAGACGUUAGUCUGAAGCUUUGUCAAAGCUGAUUCAAUUCAUGGGCUGGAUGGACUGGAUUAUUCUUGAAGAACCAAACAUUUUAGAUGGUUUGGUUACUUGUUAUGUUCCUGUUGGAGAUCUCAUUGGAAAUCAAUCAGUCUUCUUGUGAUAUACUAAACUCGGUAUGUGUACCUUCCAUAGAUCUGACUGUUGAGUCUUGAUCCCAAGCCAUUACGCACAAAGUUGCAAGAUUUGCAAUCAUCACUAGUAAUAUUUAUGCGUUUUUGUCGCAUGACUUUUUCAUUGACAUGAAAUAACGGAUGCCCUUUCUUAUCGGCCUUUGUUUCUUUGUAUAUUACUGGGCUCUAUAUGCUUAAGCAGAAAGUAGAAAAGUUCUUCAUUCGUGCUGCUGGAUGACAUAUUAUUGUCCUUGGAUUAUCACAAUAAAUGGUUACAUAGUAUUCUGU